CUGGAAGCAAUAGCGCAUUUUUAUAUUGGCGAUACAAUUACAUCGAUGCAGAAGACAUCACUGGUACCAGGAGCAAAUGAUUGCUUGGAAUUUGAACUUUUCCAAAAUUUGGAAAUGCACAUGAGAGUGGAAUAUCCACCGCUUUGUGGCCGUGAUCAUCUUGCAUAUCGCUCAUAUUACUUCCCUGUCAAGUCGGUGAUUGAUGGCGAUCUUUGUGAACAGUACGCGCUAAUGCCAUCUGACAAGCAAAAAUCAGUUGGUGAAGAACUGGGAAGGAAGCCAAUGGAGGUCCUUUUUAUAAUCUAA
This is a messenger RNA of Gongylonema pulchrum, 306 nucleotides long. NCBI's taxonomy places the organism in Eukaryota, Metazoa, Nematoda, Chromadorea, Rhabditida, Gongylonematidae. The record is from the annotation of a GenBank genome assembly.